Molecule: messenger RNA, 678 nt
Organism: Hydractinia symbiolongicarpus
Lineage: Eukaryota; Metazoa; Cnidaria; Hydrozoa; Anthoathecata; Hydractiniidae
Product: tigger transposable element-derived protein 4-like
Exons: 1
Coding region: 1-678 (225 amino acids)
Molecular function (GO): nucleic acid binding
Source: RefSeq, a predicted model, not a curated record
AUGGACCAAGGAAUCAUUCGUGCACUGAAAGCGAAGUAUCGAUCGUUAGCAGUCCGCAAGUUGAUAAAAGCAUUGGAUGAAAAAGUCUCUAUCCCGAAGUUCUCAAUUCUUGCUGCUAUGUUCAUGCUUAGAAAAGCGUGGGACGAUAUUGACAACCAAACCUUUACCAACUGUUUUCGGAAAUCAGGAAUUUCCCAGAAGGAUGCUGAAAAUGCCAUCAACGAAGAUGACGAUCCAUCCAAAGUCCUUGCCAGUAGCGAGGUAGAAGAGGACCCAAUCCCGACCCUCGAUGCUGAUCUCUCGUACAUAAAACGAAGGUUUCCUGACCAUAUUGAUUCUACCAUAUCAGUUGAGGAUUUCAUUGAUCUCGAUAUCGAAGUGAGCACAUCCCAUACAAGUCUAAAAACUGCUGACAUCAUUGCUGAUAUCACUGGAACUCAAGAUGAGGAAGAUGAGGAGGAUGAAGAAGAUGACGAUGACAAGGAUGAGGAUAAUCUUUCAAGACCAACGGCCGAAAAAGUGCGUUCAGCAAUCACCGUCCUUGAGGACCUAAACGUUUUCUUGAAAUUUGGGGAAGAAAUGUUGGCUUCCCUAAGGGACUUGAAUAAAAACAUCAAACGAGAUUAUGAUGAUACUUGUAAACAAUCAAUUACAACUGAUUUUUUUCAAAAAAUUUGA